CAGCCACAGCACACAGACAGACCUUCAAGUUCUCUCGCUAGGUACUUGAUCUUCCAAGUUUUUCUGGCGCAAGGUGUCGGUGUUCUUUUGCCUAUUCAUGGGCUUAUAAUGUAUCCCUGGCCGUUUGUUGGAUGGAACAGCUAGGCGCAAUCCCUCCAGAAGAUCAGAAGCUCUGUACGAGGUUUUGUGGGGUUUCAUUGGAGCAUUCUCCAGUCACCAAGAAAGUGCUCAAUUGCAAUAUUGAGACCAGCAACUCCUUAAGCUGAUCAUAGAGUUGCAAGGGCAGCACAGGGUGCAGCAAAGGGGAGCUCCAAUGGGGUCACAUCCAUCCAGCUGGCUUGUCCUGCUUUUGCUGAUUGCAGCCUCCGUCUGCGAGGGUGCAGAUGGGGCAUCUGUCCCAAGGCGAUCACUCUUAGGCUCUCAGAAGCAUCAUUACGCCUACCGUCAAGAUGUUCCCCUUUACGCUAACAAGGUGGGGCCAUUCCAUAAUCCAAGCGUUUCAUACCAGUACUACUAUCUGCCCUUCUGCAAACCCUCAGAAGGCAUUGAACAGAAGCUGGAGGAUCUGGGGGAAGUCCUGGAGGGGGACAGGAUGACGAGUACCGAAUAUGAUCUGCCAUUCCGGGUCGACAAGGAACACGAGAAGCUCUGCUCAAAGACGCUCACGGUUGAGGAGGUCCAGAAGUUCAGGCAGGCCAUCAGCGAUGAUUUCUACUUCCAGAUGUUCUAUGACGACCUCCCUAUCUGGGGUUUUAUCGGCAAGAUCGCCAAGGAGGCCACGGGGGCUAUGAGCUACCUACUGUACAGGCAUGUGCACUUUGACAUUCACUACAACAAGGACAAAGUCGUGGAAAUCAAUGUGUCCACGGACCCUCUCCAGACGGUGGACAUCUCAGAUGACGAGCCCGUUGAGGUCGACUUCUCGUUCUCCGCCAAGUGGUACACGAGCGAGACGCCGUUCAAGCGGCGCAUGGACAAGUACCUGCGCUACUCGUUCCUGCCGCAGCACCUGGACAUCCACUGGUUCUCCAUCGUCAACAGCUGCGUCACCGUGCUGCUGCUCACGGGCUUCCUGGCCACCAUCCUCAUGCGCGUGCUCAAGAACGACUUCACCAAGUAUGCUCAGGAGGAGGCUGCGGCUGGCGAGCAGGACGAGGUUGGCUGGAAGUACAUUCACGCGGACGUCUUCCGCUUCCCUCCCUAUCCAAGCCUGUUUUGCGCCAUCAUCGGCGCGGGCACCCAGCUGUUGGCGCUCGUGUUUUGCAUCUUCAUGCUGGCCCUCGUGGGCGUGUUCUACCCGUACAAUCGGGGGGGGCUGUACACCGCGAGCAUCCUGCUCUACGCGCUGACCGCGGGGAUCAGCGGGUACGUCUCGGCGGGCUUCUACAAGCAGAUGGGGGGGACCAAAUGGGCCCAGAACCUGCUGAUGGCCGGCGCCCUCUUCACGCUGCCGCUCUUCCUCACCUUCUGCUUCAACAACAGCGUUGCGUGGGCAAACCAAACGACCGCUGCGCUGCCUUUCGGGACCAUCGUAAUCAUCCUGCUCAUCUGGGGCGUCAUUACCGCCUUCACGGUCGUGGGCGGCAUCGCGGGCAAGAACUACUCUUCCGCCGACUUCGACGCGCCGUGCCACACGAGCAAGCUCCCGCGGGAGAUCCCCGCCCUGCCGUGGUACCGCCACGUCGUCCCGCAGACCAUCAUGGCUGGCUUCCUCCCGUUCAGCGCAAUCUACAUCGAGCUGUACUACAUCUUCGCGAGCGUGUGGGGCCACAAGAUCUACACCAUCUACAGCAUCCUGUUCAUCGUGUUCUGCAUCCUGAUCAUCGUGACGGCAUUUAUUACGAUCGGGCUGACGUACUUCCAGCUCACGGCGGAGGACCACGGCUGGUGGUGGAGAUCCCUCUUCUGUGGUGGCUCGGCGGCCUUCUUCAUUUAUGCAUACUGCUUCUACUACUACUAUGGCCACUCGGACAUGACUGGGUUCAUGCAGACUUCCUUCUACUUCGGGUAUAUGUCCAUUAUUUGUUACGGGUCGUUCUUACUGCUUGGAGCCGUGGGUUUCAGGGCAGCGCUACUGUUUGUACGGCACAUCUAUAAGGCAAUUAAGUGCGAGUAGCGAGUAGCUACAUAGUAUAACAAUGUUGCAUUGGAUCAAGUGUUUGAGUGUGCUCACACUGCACCUGCCUCCGCCUUGCCUACAUGAACUGGUGGGCACAUGUGACGAGGUAGAGACUCGUUUCGUCAAGGGUGGAGGUCUUACUCUGAGUUAUGCAGAGGACAUUUCGCCAGGUGUGCACAAAACUGAAUGCAGUGUUGAAUUUGUCACGAUAUAGGCUGUCAGGAUUCGGUGUAGGCGAAAUCAACCUGAAACGAUCUGACAUCUGUCGCAUAUAACAUGAAGCAUGUCAU
This is a messenger RNA of Klebsormidium nitens, 2409 nucleotides long. The record is from the annotation of a GenBank genome assembly. Lineage: Eukaryota; Viridiplantae; Streptophyta; Klebsormidiophyceae; Klebsormidiales; Klebsormidiaceae.